Eleginops maclovinus (Patagonian blennie) is the source of this 726-nucleotide messenger RNA. RefSeq lists its product as uncharacterized. Gene Ontology annotation, molecular function: DNA binding; RNA polymerase II general transcription initiation factor activity. Gene Ontology annotation, biological process: DNA-templated transcription initiation. The coding region runs from base 1 to 726 and encodes 241 amino acids. The transcript has 7 exons. The record is from RefSeq and is a predicted model, not a curated record. NCBI's taxonomy places the organism in Eukaryota, Metazoa, Chordata, Actinopteri, Perciformes, Eleginopidae.
AUGUUUAACUCUGUGUUGCUGUCACAGAACUCCUGGAAGCAGAGGGAGAAGCAGGAGGAUGAAAUGCUUCUCAAACUUCAAGCCAACAAGGAGAGCAGCACUAGUCUGGACUACAAUUCCCAGAAUCCCCUAGGAGUGAUCACAGAUGUUUCCCCCGUGACCUCUGUGACCCCUGUGACCUCUGUGACCCUGUCACCAAAGUUCUUCCCACAGAUUAAGAACGUUUGGGCUUCAGUAAAACUAGGAUGCACUUUGGAACUGAAGGUCAUCGCUCCACAGCUGUGGAACGUGGAGUACAACCCAAAGAGAGACAAGCAGCUCUUCAUGAGGAUCCGGGAGCCGAAAGCCACGAUCCUGAUCCACAAAUGCGGAACCUUGGUCGUCUCCGGAGCCAACAGUCUGGAGAAUUCCCGAGUGGCGGCCCGAAGGUGCGCCCGCAAAAUCCAGAAGCUGGGCCUUCCCGUCCGCUUCCUGGACUUCCGGAUCGUCAACAUGAUGGGGACUUGUUCCGUGUUCCCGGUGAAACUGGAGCAGAUAGCCCUCCAUCAUGCCUGCAGUUAUGAACCGGAGCUGUUUCCUGGUCUCCACUUCAAGUGUUUCCCCGGGGUCUCCGUCACCAUCUUUGCGAUGGGGAGCGUUACGAUGACGGGAGCUAAAAGCGGGGCCCAGAUGAACUCGCUGCUGGAGACCCUCGUCCAGAUCCUGAUCCCCUUCAGGAGAAAUUGA